Sceloporus undulatus (fence lizard) is the source of this 2379-nucleotide messenger RNA. It is a transcript of the gene RASL12, whose product is annotated as RAS like family 12. Gene Ontology annotation, molecular function: GTP binding; GTPase activity. The transcript is spliced from 7 exons. NCBI's taxonomy places the organism in Eukaryota, Metazoa, Chordata, Lepidosauria, Squamata, Phrynosomatidae. Bases 315 to 1139 code for a protein of 274 amino acids. The record is from RefSeq and is a predicted model, not a curated record.
CGGACAGCAGCUUAAAUAAAGAAGUGUCAGGAGGGGACUAGAGAGAUCACUGGAGGUUGCCUUCAGCUGAAGGGACCCUGAAGCAGCUGCAAGGAAGAAGCCAGCACCACUCCCUUCCAGAGACACCGAAAAACCCUUUUGCUCGUCUUGUGUGCUCCUUUCCCACUGCGAAAUUGGAGGAUUCGGAGGAAAGGGUCCCACCAGCAGCCCCCAAGGGAACACCAUCAGCCCCCAAAGGCCUGGGAGAUGUGGCUCUAAAGGUCUUUGCAAAAGCACUGCUCCAGCCUAGUCUUCUCUUCAGCUCUGAUCUGAAGAUGUCGUCCAUGUUUGGCAAACCGCGGCCUGCUCCAUGCGUCCAUGAGCGCCAUCUCUCCAGCCUCCCCCCCGAAUGCAAUGUGGCCAUUUUAGGAUGCCGAGGGUCUGGAAAAUCAGCACUGACAGUGAAGUUUCUAACCAAGAGGUUUAUAAGUGAAUACGAUCCCAAUCUAGAGGACACUUAUGCAUCAGAAGAGAUAGUGGACCAACAGCCGGUUUUGCUGAAGGUGAUGGACACAGCCGACCAGGACAUCCCAGUGAGCUGUGAGCGAUACCUGAACUGGGCCAGCGCCUUUAUCGUGGUUUACAGCAUCGACAAUCGGAAGAGCUUUGACGGAUGCCGGCAGUACCUGGAUAUCAUUGGACUCCACCUGAAGAAUGCCCACCACGAGUCGCCCGUUCUCCUGGUGGGCAACAAGCUGGACAUGGAGCAAUACAGACAGGUCACCAAAGCUGAAGGCGUCUCUCUGGCCACAAAGUACGGCGCUCCCUUCCAUGAAGUCUCGGCCUGCCAGGAUUUUGAGUCAGUGCAGCACGUUUUCCACGAAGCGGUGCGGGAAGUGAGGCGCGAGACGGAGAGGUACAUGGCCGUCCGGCCCUUGUUCAUCAUCGAAGAGAAGCCUUCCCUCCAUUUUGCCCCGCCGGCCGCUGUGGCCACCAAACCAGGCUUGGCCAGCUGCACUUAUAACACUCUUUCCACGGUGAACUAUAAAGAAAUCCCUUCCGUAGCCCAAGCCAAACUGGUCACGGUGAAAUCCUCGCGGGCUCAGAGCAAGAGGAAGGCACCCACGUUGACUUUGCUGAAGGGUUUUAAGAUAUUUUAAAACAAAGGUGGGCAACGGCUGGAGGUCGGAAGGACACAUUGACUUUCCUUGGGAGGCCACAUCCCCAACCCUCACCAUAUCCAUUUUUGAAAGAAUUCAAAAUGCUUUCCACCAAAAUGCCCCCAUUAGAACCAUUUUGGGGGAUGUCUGGACCAUUUCGGUUUGAAAACAGGACUUGCCUUGAUUUAUAAGGCAAAAAUAUGGCAUGGUUUCCCUGCAUAUUCCCUAGCAUGGGAGGCCAACUUUGGCCCAAAAAACAUUUGUAGAUUUGCCUGGGUCCCUGCAAACCUUAAAAGCAACCCUGGAUGCAUCACUGUAAAGCCUGCUGCAAGAUGGAGAGGAAACCUGCCUAACCGAUCGGUGCAAUUAAGCAGUUGUUUGAAAUGCCAACAUAAAGACUUUUCUUGCAGUCAAGGUGAACUCUUGUUGUACAGCAAAGCAUUCCCACUGAUUUGGUUCCUGACCGGAUUUUAAACUUAAGCAUGCUGGCUGAAACGCAGUGAGCAAGACUGUGGGCAGACACCCUUCUGUACCAACCUUUCCAACAGGAAUGCUGAAGAAUGGAUGGAAGCGACACAGAUUCCCCUUUGCAGAAGUAUUGUCAUAUGCAACUUCUUCUCAUUCUUGCUUUGUGCUGACAUUCCCAAAAUUCUGUGCAAUUUUUCUAUGAAGUUUGUGAUCUGCGCAUGUGAGGAUGAAAAAAAGGAAGGGGGAAGUUGACGCUACUAAUUUUGGUCCCUUCUGUUGGUGAAAACCUUUAGGUUUCUGCAUCGGAGAGCAAUGGUGGAUAGCCGUUCCCACAUCUGCACAGUGGGGACUGUAUUCCAGGUUUUAUUGGAUUCAAAGACAUAGCCACAUUGGUCUGGAAAAUGAGUGUGCAAAGGGAUCUUGUAGCACCACGAGUCGAGGUUGACACAAGGGCAGUUGACAACAACCAAGAGCAGCCCUGAAUCCAAUCCCACAAAGAAGCUCAGCAUCAUGUAGAGCUCCUUUAAAAUCCUAUAGUGCUACGCUUCUCAAACCUUUUACCGCUGUGAUCCCUGUAAUUGCUUCCUUAGAGGAACAUAUGCAUGCAACAGACACCAAGAGGAAUCUAGGUAAAAAUCUUAGCAAAAUAAAAUGUGGCGCCUUCCUGAUGAAUUAACAAAACACACAACAAAAACUCCUAAUGAUACUGUAUUCUCCUUUUCUGGGUAGGGUAUAUGCGUAGGAGAGUAGAAAUGGCUUUAUCAUAUGCCUG